GAAAAGCAAUCAUAACCAAUAAAACCUGAGACAUCGUUUCUCAUUGUUUAAGCCAAAAUAUUUUUUUUUAAAGUAAAAAAGUAAAGAAAAUGAGAGCCUCAAGAAGACUCUUAUGGAAACUAUCUGUCAUUGUUUUCUUGGCAGUCUAUUCUCAGCCAUCCUUUUCGGAGGUAGAAAACUGCCCUGCCGAUGCUGGUUCAUCUGAUACUGGGAACAGACGCGAAGCCGCCGAGCUAAAACCACCAGACCUUAGGGCUGAUGGUGUCGACACCGACCCCACCCCCAAAGGUCCUGAAAUGAAUUGGCCCGGAAAAUGGGAGUUAUUCCUGAAGAACUCUGGCGUAUCCGCUAUGCACGCCAUUCUUAUGCCAAAGAUCAACAAAGUCCAGUUUUAUGAUGCAACCAUUUGGAGAAUUUCAAAGAUCAAGCUCCCUCCUGGUGUACCUUGCCAUGUUUAUGACACAAAGACAAAUGCCAUUGAUUGUUGGGCUCACUCCGUUCUCAUCGAUAUCGAAACCGGAAACAUCAGGCCUCUCGCGCUUUCGACGGACACAUGGUGUUCCUCAGGAGGCUUAACCAUAAAUGGGACAUUGGUAAGCACAGGAGGGUUCCAAGGAGGAGGAAACACGGCGAGAUACCUUUCGACCUGCGAAAACUGCGGUUGGGUGGAGUACCCAACCGCAUUAGCUGCAAGGAGAUGGUACUCAACACAAGCCACUCUCCCUGAUGGCAGUUUCAUCGUUGUUGGAGGCCGAGACGCUCUCAACUACGAGUAUAUCUAUCAAGAAGGGGUCGACAACAAGAAACUCUAUGACUCGCAGCUUCUUAGAGAAACAGAUGAUCCAGCAGAAAACAAUCUAUACCCAUUUGUUUGGCUCAACACCGAUGGUAACCUCUUCAUGUUCGCCAACAACCGUUCCAUCCUUCUUAACCCGAAAACAAAUAGAGUCAUCAGAGAGUUCCCUCAGCUCCCUGGCGGUGCCCGUAACUACCCUGGCUCCGCCUCCUCGGCACUUCUCCCCAUCCGCCUCGACGUCCAGAACCCUGCCGUCAUCCCUGCUGAUGUCCUCAUCUGCGGUGGCGCAAGACAAGACGCAUUCUACCGCGCUGAAACCAAGAAGAUCUACGAACCGGCCUUGAAAGACUGCCAGAGGAUCAGCCUCAACAGUAAGAACCCUGUAUGGGUCACAGAGGCGAUGCCAAUGCCGCGUGUCAUGAGUGAUGCUGUCCUCCUUCCCAACGGUGAAGUCAUAAUCAUUAACGGCGUGAGACGUGGAACCUCGGGAUGGGGUAACGGCAGAGAUCCACUUUUCUCGCCGAUCAUGUACGCGCCAGACAAACCGUUAGGCCAACGUUUCAAAGAGCUCGCUCCUUCCCCCAUCGCGCGCGUGUACCACUCCAUCGCACUCGCUCUCCCCGACGGUAAAGUUCUUGUAGGUGGAAGCAACACUAACGACGGUUACAAGUACGAUGUUAUGUUCCCAACCGAGGUCCGCCUCCAGAAAUACUCGCCGCCUUACCUUGACCCGGCGCUCGCCAAUUUGAGACCAACUAUUGUGAACACCGCUACACCGAAACAGAUCAGGUACGGAGAGAGGUUUAACAUAAGGAUCCACCUCAACCAAAAAGAUGUGACGAAGGAGAAUGUUAAGGUUACAAUGUUGGCACCACCGUUUACUACACAUGCUGUGUCGAUGAACAUGAGGUUGCUCAUUUUGGGUAUCUUUGAUAUCAAGAAAGAGGUUCGCGACCUUCAUCAGAUCCAUGCCAUUGCUCCUCCGAGUGGAGAGGUUGCUCCUCCUGGCUAUUAUCUUCUCUUUGUUGUUUACAAUGGUGUGCCGAGCGUUGGAGAAUGGAUCCAAAUCGUCUAAUUUUAGGUUUCUUACAAGGAUAAUAAUAAUGACCAUAUUUUUGAUACGAACCCCUCACCCAUAAUUUAUGUAAAAUAAAACCAUCUUUUUGCUUGUUGUGAAUAAUAAAUUUUUGAUACGUUAUAAUUA
Molecule: messenger RNA, 2000 nt
Organism: Brassica oleracea var. oleracea
Lineage: Eukaryota; Viridiplantae; Streptophyta; Magnoliopsida; Brassicales; Brassicaceae
Product: galactose oxidase-like
Exons: 2
Coding region: 90-1871 (593 amino acids)
Source: RefSeq, a predicted model, not a curated record